Leptosomus discolor (cuckoo roller) is the source of this 927-nucleotide messenger RNA. Lineage: Eukaryota; Metazoa; Chordata; Aves; Leptosomiformes; Leptosomidae. The record is from RefSeq and is a predicted model, not a curated record.
UUGGCUCUUGCAGGCUGUGAUUCAGGCUUUGGGCAGGCGACGGCACAGCACUUGGAUGCCAUGGGCUUUCGAGUGUUUGCCAGCGUGCUGGACCCACAGGGUCCCGGCGCCCAGGAGCUGCGCAGGAGCUGCUCAUCGAGGCUGACGCUGCUGCAGAUGGACCUGACGAAGCCGGAGGACAUCCAGCGCGUCCUGCAGCAUGUCCAGGCCCACACCAACAGCACGGGGCUCUGGGGCCUGGUGAACAAUGCCGGCUUCAAUGACACCAUCGCUGAUGCCGAGCUCUCGCCGCUGGGCAAGUUUCGCACCUGCAUGGAGGUGAACUUCUUCGGCUCGCUGGAGCUCACCAAGGGGCUGCUGCCCCUGCUCCGCUCCACCGGCUAGCCCCGCGGCUGCCUGAGAGCCCGCUUACUCACCCUUUCGCUCCUGCAAGGUGACCUGCCCUUCCCCUGCCUGGCAGCCUAUGGGGCCUCGAAGGCAGCCCUCAGCCUGCUCAUGGACACCUUCCGCAGCGAGCUCCAGCCCUGGGGCAUCAAAGUCAGCCUCAUCCUGCCUGGCUACUACAAAACAGGCUACUACGAACCACCAUGGUGCUCCCACCACGCUUUGCCAUGGCAGAUCUCUGCCAGGGUUUCACUGCUGCAGGCCUACGGCGAGGACUACGUGGAGGAGAUCAACCGCCAGUUCAUCCAGUUCAUGAAGGUGGCGGUGGAGGACCUCAGCGCGGUGGUGAACAGCAUCACAGACGGGCUCCUGGCUGCCAACCCAGCCGUGCGCUACUACCCAGGGCAGGGCCUUGGGCUUAUGUAUUUCAUACACCGCUACCUGCCCUAUUUUGUCCGAGACUUGUUCUUGAAAGGAUUCUUCAUCAAACCGAAGCUGCCCCGAGCACUGCGGCAAGAGCACCACAACAUGAAGGCAGCCUGA